Zalophus californianus (California sea lion) is the source of this 1532-nucleotide messenger RNA. RefSeq names its product DNA primase subunit 1 (gene PRIM1). The transcript has 13 exons. The coding region runs from base 90 to 1349 and encodes 419 amino acids. The record is from RefSeq and is a predicted model, not a curated record. NCBI's taxonomy places the organism in Eukaryota, Metazoa, Chordata, Mammalia, Carnivora, Otariidae. Gene Ontology annotation, biological process: DNA replication, synthesis of primer. Gene Ontology annotation, cellular component: alpha DNA polymerase:primase complex.
ACAGCGCGCCUGCGCAGUGUCAGAGGCUCCGGCUGUGUGGUUCCCGCCAAUUCUUGUGGUAACCCUGCAGACGUUGAGUCCCGCGCUCCAUGGAGACGUUUGACCCAGCCGAGCUGCCUGAGCUGCUUAAGCUUUACUACCGGAGGCUUUUUCCCUACGCCCAGUACUAUCGUUGGCUCAACUAUGGCGGAGUAAUAAAGAAUUACUUUCAACACCGUGAAUUUUCAUUCACAUUGAAAGAUGAUAUUUACAUUCGCUACCAAUCCUUCAACAACCAGAGUGAUCUGGAAAAGGAGAUGCAGAAAAUGAAUCCAUACAAGAUUGAUAUAGGCGCGGUAUAUUCCCACAGACCCAAUCAACACAAUACAGUAAAGCUGGGAGCUUUCCAGGCUCAGGAAAAAGAACUGGUGUUUGACAUUGACAUGACAGACUAUGAUGAUGUGAGGAGAUGUUGUAGUUCUGCAGACAUAUGUUCUAAGUGCUGGACCCUCAUGACGAUGGCCAUACACAUAAUCGACCGAGCACUGAAGGAGGACUUUGGAUUUAAGCAUCGUCUCUGGGUCUAUUCUGGAAGGAGAGGUGUUCAUUGUUGGGUCUGUGAUGAAUCGGUUAGAAAAUUGUCCUCUGCAGUACGUUCCGGGAUAGUUGAGUAUUUGAGUCUUGUAAAGGGUGGUCAAGACGUUAAAAAGAAAGUCCACCUAAGUGAAAAAAUUCACCCUUUUGUCAGCAAAUCUAUAAACAUAAUAAAAAAAUACUUUGAAGAAUAUGCCUUAGUUGAUCAAGAUAUUCUUGAAAAUAAAGAAAGCUGGGAUAAGAUUUUAGCCCUUGUUCCUGAAACAAUUCAUGAGAAACUUCAGCAAAACUUCCAGAAGUAUCACAAUUCACUUCAGCGUUGGGAAUAUUUGAAGAAAGCCAUCAGCUGGCAGGAUAAUACUAAAAAUGACAAAUGUGGACCCUUGCUUGAAUGGGAGAUCAUGCUCCAGUACUGUUUUCCACGGCUGGAUAUCAAUGUUAGCAAAGGAAUCAAUCAUUUACUGAAGAGCCCUUUUAGUGUUCAUCCUAAAACAGGUCGUAUUUCUGUGCCUAUUGAUUUACAGAAAGUGGACCAGUUUGAUCCAUUUACUGUUCCAACCAUAAGCUCCAUCUGCCAUGAAUUGGAUGCCAUUUCCAUUAAUGAUGAGGGAAAGGAGGGAAACGAAGCUGAAUCUGAUAUCAAACAUAGAACCAGAGAUUAUAAGAAGACCAGUCUAGCUCCUUAUAUAAAAGUUUUUGAACAGUUUCUUGAAAACCUGGAUAAAUCCCGAAAAGGAGAACUUCUCAAGAAGAGUGAUUUACAGAAAGACUUUUAAAGAUAACAGCUCUCCUCAAACCAAUGUAGAUGUCUUCUAGCUUCAAGAAUCAAAUACUUCAGGUGCCUGGGUGGCUCAAUCGGUUGGGUGUCUGCCUUCGGCUCAGGUCAUGAUCCCAGGGUCCUGAGAUCGAGUCCCGCAGUAAGCUCCCUGCUGAGCAGGGAGUCGGCUUCUCCCUCUCCC